Molecule: messenger RNA, 1276 nt
Organism: Durusdinium trenchii
Lineage: Eukaryota; Dinophyceae; Suessiales; Symbiodiniaceae
Source: the annotation of a GenBank genome assembly
AUGGCCCACUUCGCUCAGGAGGAGGACCUGGAAGACGGCCUGACGGCCGAUGGUGAAAUGCCGGACCCUUCGACAGAACCGGAGGCCUAUGCGGCAUUCGUUGCAGACCAGGAGGUGAUCGAAGACGCCCUUGAGGUGAUCAAAGAGAAGAAGCGCACCUUGAAGGAGGCUCGCUGGCGGCAACAGCAAGUUCGCAGCGGGCGGAAAUUCUACCCGUCGACCACGGGCAAGGGCUACUCCAAGGGUCAAGGCAAGAGAGAUGAUACUCCUCAGAAGUGUCUUCGUUGUGGAGGCCCUCACCAAACGUCAAACUGUCCAAUGCCCCGUCGGCAGCAGGCAAAUGUGACGGAAGAGGCUGAAGUCGCCUUCAGUGUGGCACCUGUACAGGAAUCCUUGUCGUGUGAGCAGGCCAACGUCAGUUCCGAGGUGAGCGAGAACAUCCGUGUGUGUUUGAGCCGGAAGAUGUUUUAUCCCGACAGCAGCAGUGUGAACUCUCAACGUGCAGACCGUGUGAUUCUCCGGAACUUGUGUGUGAUCAUGCUGACCGAGUGCAAGGCCGAUCUCAUCAACAAGCUUCAGGAAUACGGCGAGUCAGUUUCCUCGAGCAUGACAGUGCUCCAGCUGAAAGCUCGCCUGGCAGAACUGAAGGAGUCCGACAAGGAGUCCGACCGCCAGGUCCUGAAGAGCAAGAUCCAGGCCCUGAACAAGGCUGCAAAGAAGAAGGAGAAAAUGACUAUGGAGACACCACUGGUCAACUUUGGCAAACAUGCCGAAUGUCAGUACAAGGACAUCCUGCAGACACAUCGCUCCUACGGCAACUGGGUGAUCGACACAGCAGCAGAGAAUCCGGGCAGUCAUUGGCGACUUUGUCGCCUGGCAGAAUGGCUCAAGGAGAACUGGGACAGGCCUUUGACUCAAGGCUACCAGCCGCCAGCUCGCGAGCGAGACAGCGACCACACGGACAGCUCAUUUGUCAAGGUGAAUCAGUCCGAUUCAGACCAAGAUGUGGAUCGCCUGAAGGCAGAACUGGAGCAGCUGAAGUCAGAGAAUGCCAUGCUCUCCAAGCAGAUGGAGAGGAGCAAGUCCCGCAAGGAGAUGUGAACACCGCUGAUGAGCCCGAGAGUGAUCAGGAGUGGGAUUCAUGCCCGGUCCUUCAAUGCUUCCACACCCACAAGCAAAUUGGUCGCGCAUGGCUUGAAACAAGAAAUCCAUUCGGCAAACACUGGAAUGACCUAGUGCACUCUGAUCGAGUUUUCUUGUUGGAGGUGGCAUGUGG